Chrysoperla carnea is the source of this 2505-nucleotide messenger RNA. RefSeq lists its product as uncharacterized. The coding region runs from base 163 to 1101 and encodes 312 amino acids. Lineage: Eukaryota; Metazoa; Arthropoda; Insecta; Neuroptera; Chrysopidae. The record is from RefSeq and is a predicted model, not a curated record. Gene Ontology annotation, biological process: phospholipid metabolic process; arachidonate secretion. The transcript has 3 exons.
AUUAAUUCACUGUGAUAUCAGAUCCUACGAAGACUUUUUACGAAAAAAUUAUCAUAAUGUAAAUCAAAUAAAUGUCCCUAAUCAGUGAAGAUUAACUUAAAACGUAAAUAUAAUAUUUUUUAAAUAAUUGGAUAAUUUUUGUUUAAUAAAACGCAGAAUAUAAUGCUAGAGUUAAACAAAUUACUAAUACCAGUAUGCGUCAUACUUUUAUGUAACGACAUAAUACUUACUUCAUUAACUGUGUCCAGCAAACCAACAUUCUCAUUAUCACUAAUUGGACAAUUAAGCCGUUUGACUGGUUUCAGUAAAAGGGAUACAGAUAAAGCAGAAGAUAUUAAUAGUCGUGUGAAGCCAUUUAGUGGCCAACGAGUCAAAGGUGAUUCGAUACAAAUGGUAUAUUAUCAUGACCAAACCAUAGCCGUUAUUGAGAUUGGUCCAGAUCGGUUGCUAUUAAAUUGUGAACUAAUUGAAGUUAUUGAACCAAAUGAUGCAAAUGCUACUUUAUAUAAUUUAAAGAGCAUAUCUAAACCGCUAGUCAUUACAUUAGAUGAAAUGUUAAACUUAUUGAAACAAUGUGAAAUGCUCGAAGAACCUUCUGGCGGCACUAGUGACAUACAAAGUGAUAGUCCAUAUACGGCUGAUAAUAAUAUGCCACCAAAAGUACAACAACAAUCCAAUUCAAAUCCAAUAUUUAAAUUAUUUAACAGGAAUAGUAAUAAUGGCGCCACUCAAAAUCCAAGUGCAACUUUUUCUGUAUUAAAUGGAAUUGCACCAGGAACAAAAUGGUGUGGUAGUGGUGAUAUUGCCGUAAAUUAUCAUGAUCUGGGUACAGAUGCUAAUGUAGAUAAAUGUUGCCGUACUCACGAUAUAUGUCCGGUUAAAAUUGCUAAAUAUGCAACACGUUAUACAUUGUAUAAUGAUUCUCCUUUUACCAGAUCUUAUUGCCAAUGUGACGAUAUGUUAUACAGUUGUUUAAAACAAGCAAAUUCUACAUCCGGCCAAUUAUUUGGAAAUAUAUUUUUCAAUUUGGUGCAGACAACGUGCAUUGAUAAAACAAACGAUGGAAAGUGGCUAUUUAGAAAAAAUAAAAAACAAUUUUAAGAAAUUUCAAUGAUUUUCAAAAAUCAUAAUUUAAAUUCAUAAUUAUAUUCUUGUAAAUUAUAAAUUUACAUUAUACGUACUUAAAUCGCCAUUAAAACUCACUUCAUACGUAUUUUGAAUACAAUUAAUUCUAUGACUGUAUUUUCCUUUUUAUUAUUAUUUUUAUUUAAAGUGGAAACGAAAAAAGUCCUAUCUGUACCAAAACUAGUACAGAAAGUGUCUAGCAGGUACUAAUUAUCCUCUAAAAAGGAAUACAAAGUUAUUUUCUCUAAUAGUGAACUUAUUCAGCAGAAAAAGACGGUUUAAUGCCAAUUCGUUUUCAGGCGGUCGCUUUUUCUCUUUUUAAUUUGCUACUCAAUACAAAAUAUUUUCGUGUCUCCUCUUAAGGGCAUUUCUGGAUUCAAAACUAUUAAAAAGAUAAAAAUGUCUAUUCACAAAAAAUAGAAAGUGAACGUAAAAGAAAAAUAGUUGAUAAGCAUGGAGCUCCGAUUAUUGAAGGUAAAGAGAGUUAAGUUAGUUUUUUGUGUAAAAUUUUGAAAAAUCAUAAUCUUUAAAUCAGAUAUGUAUAUAUGCCGCAACCAGCUAGCUUAAUGCCUAGUCUUUUUACUAAACGGCGCCGUUCAACUUGCGGCCUGGAGGAUAUUCAGCCAUUUAGUCAAACAGCUAGGAAAAUGACUUGGAUUGAUAACGUUUAAGGAGUUGUCUAGCCUAGUCAUUUAAAUUUAGUUCCACUUUCUGCCACCUGGCGCUGAAACUUACUCACUGUCAAUAUGGCGACGGCAAGACACAAUAAUAUUGGUGUUGCUUAUGGUUUCAUUGUGUUAACCCAAAAAUUAGUACGAUGAAGGAAUUAAAAGCUGAGUUACGUGUUAGGCCAGAACUGUAUUAACACCCCUUAGGGUAACAUUAUGUUGUUGUUAUUAAUGAAUUACGUAUUGCAGUUGAUAAUGUCUUUCCUCGAAAUUCGUUAUUAUUAAUAAAUAAAGAAAUAUGAUAUUAUUCCUAAAAAAUUCAAGCGCAUAUAUAUCCACGGAAGUAACAUUUUUUAUGGCUUGACGCUUUAAUAAAUAAAAAAAAUAACUGCAUAGUGAAUUUUUAUAAAACAUACAUUGAAUGAAAGUAUUUUACUAAUAUUUUAUUUAAAUAAAGAACCUACUCUUUAAUUAAAUACUACAGCAGCUUGGACUGCGUACCCCGUUUUUAUGGAAAAUGAGAACUAUUCAUAAAAGCGAAUGCACAUUAAACCGCCCAUUUCUACUGAACAGGCACAAUGAUUUGAAUGUCCACAAUUAAAAAAAAAAAAAAAAAAGAAAUGUUAUAUAUUUUUCUACGUAAUAUUUCUAGUGAAUUUAUUGUACCUUCUAUUGUUUUUGAAUAAAAUUAUAAAAAUUGUUUAUUUAUGAA